Molecule: messenger RNA, 6365 nt
Organism: Prorocentrum cordatum
Lineage: Eukaryota; Dinophyceae; Prorocentrales; Prorocentraceae
Source: the annotation of a GenBank genome assembly
GAGGCGAGCCCGCUCCCAGCGCCGGGCGUGGCCGCUGGGAUCCAGGUGCCGCUGGCUGACUGCCUGGAGGCCGCCUGGGACGCGAGGGAGGCCGCGCGCGCGUGCCCUUCGCCCUGCCACCAGUGCCCUGUCUGCGACGAGGAUUGCGGGCCGCGGCCUUCCCCAGCGUGGGAGGCGACGGUGUACGUCGGGGUGCUGCUGGCCUCCGAGCUCCUGCGCGGGGGGCUCUCGCUCGCCGCGGCGGCCGCCCGACUCUCUUGUCGGGGCCGCGUUUGGCAGCCCGCGCUGGACGGCGACCUCCACGUGAACGUGCAGCACCCUAUGCGGGCGGAUUCGCCUGACCAGCGCGGGCGGCAGAUUUGGCGGGCUGGGCCGCGGCACGUGAUCUCGGUCAGCGAUGAGAUUUUGCAUUGGUGCGACGAGCCUGUGGCGCGGCUCGCGCCCAAGCGCAUCGUCGUGGCGCUUUCAUCCCGAGGGCAUGAGCACCGCGCGGUGCUCACAUCCGACUUCGAGGUCUACGUCGAGGAUCGUGUCGCGGGGAACACGGACAUCCGCAACUGGCGGAAGGAGGGGGGCCCUGGCGCAACCCCGUUGGAUGCCCCCCCUGGGCUGCGACGGUACGACUUCGCCGCCACGCCAAUGGUCGCCCAGCUGGCCCGAGCCUUCGCGCUCCGAGCUGCGAAGACGGCGGAGCUCGGGCGCGGCCUGGGCGAGGGCGUGCCCGCGGCGAUCGGCGGCUCUGCUGCAGCCGCCGCCGCCCCCGCCCCAGCAGCCGCUGGCGGCGCGGCGUGCGCCCGCGCAGCUGGCGGCGGGCUCGCGGGGAUGACUGCCUUGGCCGCCGCCGCCCCCGCCGCCGAUGGAUACCGCCUCGCCGCGCCCUGCGCAGAUGGGCACAACAACAAGUUGGUCUCCUCACGGCUGUUCGUCAAUGACGGUGAUGAGCAGUGUUUCUUCACGGAGAUGCAGUCCGACAGAGAGUUCACUGUCUGCCUCGCCCUGUCCGAGUGGAUCUCGAAGCAGCUGGUUGCCGAGUCGGCCGCGCUCACCCGGGCCCGCGUCGGCCCUGCGAAGCAGGUCCGCGACCGCAGCCGCGGCUUGGUUCUUGCGCCCCAGCUGCCCCUUGCGGGCGCCGCGCACGUCGACAACUACCUCGUUGCAGGCCCGCAGCGGGCCGAGGUUCAGUCCGCGGGCCGCCGGGUUGAGCGGGGGCCCUCCUCGCUCGGCUUUGUCGCCCACGAGCAGCCCGCCCCCCUGGCCGCUGGCGCUGGGACCCUGACGGCCAUCGCCCUGCAGGUGGCAGAUGCGCGCCAGCGGGAGGGCCCGAACGGGGAUUUCCUGAUGGGUCUCACCUACCUCGAGCCGACGUCUGUCAGCACGGCCACGCUGUGGGGCUACCCGCAGACGGCGGGCGCCUUCGCCGAUUGGUGUGCCGGGCUCCCCCUGGACUGGAGCAGCUCGGAUCCGCUGGACAUGAUAGUGGUGACCUACGCCGACUACGUGUACCUUCGCGGCCACAGCGGGGAUGGCGCCUCGCGCGAGCUGGCCACCGCCCUGAUGCGGGGCUUCACGUGCUACCUCGGGUCCUCGGAGUACGGCCGGUUGACGGCGGUGCAGGGCGCCUCCCUCAUCGCGGCGGGCGCCGUGGGCGAGGGUCUCGCCGCGCUGCUGCUGUAUCCCAGCGAGAUGGGGCAGCCCGCGUGGGCAGGCCUCUGGGAGCUCACAGUGGCGAUCGACACCGUCGUCCGCGUGGCCCCGGCGAUGGGCGCCGCCCUGCCGCAGAUUUUCCUGCAGGGCGCGCCGCUGCCCGAGCUCUGCCCGACCUGUCGCGGGCAGCAGAGCUUGCAGGCGCCUGCCGCGCCCGCUGGGCCCUUCGGCGUGGAGCCGAACUGCCCGCUCGUGGAGCCGCUGGUCUGCCCGCGGCCGACGGAGGGGCCGUUCGAGAGCGGCUUGAGCCUCGGCCCCUUCUGGACGGCGGCAGCCCCGGGCGAGCCGUUGCGCCCCGUCGCAGCGGAGCAGGGCUUCUGGAAUAGAGGGGCCUUAGGCAGUCGCGUGAGGGUGUCGUACUCAGACGACGACGUGGACCACGAGCGCUAUUUGGUGUGGCCGUCCAGGCGAGUCGAUGACGGCAUUGCCCAGCAGGAGAGCGUCUGGCGGGUGCUGUCGCCCGACGAUGACUUGUGGCGGGAGCGGCUGGACGGCGGUGACCCUGAGCAUGCCCCGAGUGGGGCUGUCCCGGUGCCGUCGUCUGGCUGCCCCCACAUCGCUGGGCGACGGCUGUGCCGCUUCAGAGCGCGACCAACCCUGGACCGCCUGGCGCAGCUGGCGAAAGGGUGCCGUGACAUCGAGUCCGCCCUGGGCCAGGAGCCGAGCGACUGGCCACAGUCCGUGAUGACGGAGACGGGGGAGUUGUUGGGCCUGGGCACGGUGAUGGGCGCGCCAGCUCGAGAGCUCCCAGCGCUUGGAGACAUCGGCGCCGAUGACGAGAUGAUCUGGAUGCUGAUGGAACCAGGCGGUGGCAAGGCGCUUGGGGAGGAUGUGAAGAUGUCAGGGAGCGACGUCAUGUUGGGAGGCCACGGUCUGAAGGUUUUCGGAACGGAGGUGCGUCGGGUGGCCCGCGCGAAGGUCUCGGACGCGCCUCGGGGAGAGCAGCUCACCCGUAUUCGUCGUGCCCUGGGGACUGAUACCCCACCAGGGGAGCCUGCAGGCGAGGAUGGCGUCCAGAAGCACCUCGGGCUCGGAGAUCGGGCUGCGGAGGCCACUGCAGGUUCGGGCGAGGCUCUCGGAGGACACACCGUCGAGGACGUGAGAACGUUGGCGUUGGACUACGACGGCCACGGCGAGAGGCACAAGGAGCGGAGGAGCGUCGUCAGCGAGAUCAGGGCCGAGUCGUACGCCGAUGACUCGAUCGAGGGCCCCGUGUCGGUGGUCUACUUGGCUAAGGCGAUGUACCGCAGCGGCGGAGACCCCAUGCGAUGGCUGGCCGAGUGGUCGCGAGUCCUGUGCCACGCGUUGCUGUUGGCAGGGGGCUACGACCAGCUGAGCCUGGGAGGGCUCCGAUCGAUGGAGCGGCUGGCCAGGCGCAUCCAGGUGAUCACGGAUGCCCACGCAGUGCCUGGGGCGCCCGCGAACUGGCGCAUGGCUCGGUACUUGACGGGCGAGACGGGGCCGAGUGACGCGGUGGCCCCUGAGCUGCGUAGCUUCGGAGCUAAGAAGGCGAAGGAGGACGCGGAGUUCUUGAACGCUCCCGUCAGGGGCCUCACAGGGGCCGGCCGUGCCCCACACGAUAAACGAGGGGAUAGCCCGACCAGCGGCGUCGACUGCGCAGGGCUGUCUGGGUUACUUCCCCAGGCGGGCGCCCGCGACAUCUUCCCGCUGCCGCUGCAGGAGGAGGUCGAGGGCGUCCUGGGAGCAGGACAUCGAGGAGGGCGUGAACGCCGACGGCUUCUACAUGUGAAAGUUUUGAACGAGGCCAUCUCGAGCAUCAACUGGCUGGCAGGUGCGAGUGUGGGUUCCUCCACGCCUCUCCUGUCGGACAUGCAGCUGGACGUCAUCAAGCGCACCGAUGGGCAGGUGUAUGACAUCGUGCAGCCGAUGCGGGGCGAGCAGCUGCAGCCGCCGUAUUCAGCCCUACGGGAGUUGAAGCGUGGGAGAUCGCCAUACCUGGGUGGUCCUCCCGAGGAUCUGCUUGCCCCCUACCGACCUGGGCUUCCCUCGCUUCCCGACAGCAUCAGCGAGGCACCUCAGCUUCGUGAACUUCUACGGGGGCGAGCGCGCCAGUUUGUGGAGGGGCAGGGCGAGCGCAUGCUGCGCGACCUUGAUGGCGUGAAGGAGAUGCUGGCGCGGUGCCCGCGGGACGUGGAGUUCUCAGUGGGUGUGGCGGACGUGAAGGACGCGUUCCAUCGCAUGCGGCUGCCAGCCUGGAUGAAGCGGCUGCUCGGCCUUCCCAGUCUCCGAGCCGGCGACGUCGGGAUCCACGGGGGUCGGCUGGACGGCGAGGUGCUGGGUUUCGACGACCUGAUCUAUCCGAUCCCCGAGGCGCUGCCGAUGGGAUGCACGUGGGGCCUCCGCCUGUGCCAGAGUGUGACAGAGCUUCGAUGCCAGUUUGCUCCCGCCAUCGCAGGGAGUGCGCCCUUGAGCGACCUGGGGAAGCCCCUGGUCUUGAAGAUCGUCUGCGGGACCGAGCAGGUGGAGCACUACGUGUACGUGGACAACAUGGGCGUCCUGGGCCAGAACGGGGAGCGCGUCAGCAACAGCCUCGACGAGCUGGUGCGAGCUUUCGAGGCGGUCGGCCUCAAGGUCCACGGGCGAGAGGUCCGCAGCGACGGGAUCGAAGUGCUCGGGGCGGUGCUGGACGGCCAGAGGCUGCAGACGCGCCCAUCGCUGAAGCGGGUCUGGAGGGUGCGGCAGGCGCUCGUGGGAGUGCUACAGAUGCGGGCGGUGCGCGGGCACGACCUCCGCGUGCUGCUGGGCCACUGCGCCUAUCUUGGGCUCGUUCGGCGGCCUGUACUAUUGGUAUUCCAUGCAUGCUACCGCCUCGUUUCGAAAAUGCAGGAAGAGUGCGCGCCUCUCUGGAAGAGUUGUCGAGAGGAGCUCGAGGCUUUCAAAGGCCUGCUGCCCGUGAUCGUGUCUGACUGGUGGCUCCCAUACAAUAGGUGGGUUCAGUGUUCGGAUGCCUCUGAGACUGGCUACGGGAUAUCUGGGAGCUACUGGGACCUCGAGUCUUUAAACGCGAAAGCGGGGGAGGCGAAGCUGUGCGUGGACGAGGGUGAAAAGUGGUUGAUCGAGACCACGUUGCCCGAAGGGGAUUACGAGUUGGACCCCGACUUCUCGGAGGUACUCCUUGUAGAUAAUCCUGGGGUGGCCCUGGCGCUUGCCAGAAGUAGGGGUCGCCUGCUCCUGAGGUCGCAGCCGCCCAUCGAGCAGCCGCAGGAGCGACGGGCGAGAGUCCUGACCCGCGAGGCGGCGAGGCCGCCUGCCUCAGCCGCGCUCCAGAACCAGAUCGGCGGCCAGCGGCCCGCCGAGGCGAAGGGCCAGGCCACGCCGAGCCUGGAGGGGGCGGGCGCGGACGCGAGCUGCGACGCCCGAAGGCGCACAACUGGAAAACGGGGACGAUCAGCCGUGCCGAGCUCGAGCGGCACUACCAGCGAAUCCGAGGCCGCCACCGCUGCCAAGCGCCAGAGGACACUGGGGAGGCGGGUCAAGCGGCGACAUGCGGCAGUGUCACGGGCGAUCGAGGACGGAGUGCCGAUCGGACGCUACUUGGAGUCGAGCACGGCGACGCCGAAGGUACGAGCACAGCACCACAGAGUGUUAGAGCAGAUGAAAGACCGAUGUGGCCGCCAGGUUUUGUUCGAGAUGCCGUCAGAGACUCUGGAUGUAUGUAUGGUACACUAUUUCACGACCUUGUACCUUGAAGGGGAGCAGGCGUCCACGGGCAUGUAUGUGGCGGCGGCUGUGAACCAUUUCUUCCCGAAGUAUGGGAGGUUGGGGGCCAGUGCACUACCCCGUAUGUGGAAGGCGCUGAAGGGCUGGAAGAAGCUCACGCCUGGCCGUGCCAGGAUGCCCGAGCCGCUCAUUAUAUGGCGUGCCCUCAUGCAUGGUCUGGCCCUGCGGAACCAGCGCAUGAUGGCAGUGUUUCUGGCGUUGGCAGUGUCGACCUACUUGCGCCCGUCUUCGCUCUUCCGACUCCGCCCUGGGGAGAUUGUCAAGCUUGGGGGUGGUUGCCGCUUCUGGGGGCUGCUGAUGCACCCGCAGGAGAGGGCCACCCCCGACAAAGUGGGAGAGUUCGACUUGAGUGUGAAGCUGGACUCGUCAUGGCUGCUGUGGCUUGGGCCAGUGCUGGAGGAGCUGCAGCGGCAGGACCCGAGGAAGCCAGCGUGGCAGUUCGACUACCCGCAGCUGCUGCGGGAGAUGCGGUCCACUUGCGACACCCUGCAGCUAGGGCGGAUCACGCCCUACCAGGCCAGGCACUCUGGUGCGAGCAUAGAUCGCGCCAGCAACGAGCGGAGCCAGGCCGAGGCGCAGAGGCGCGGGGGCUGGCGGCAGCUCAAGAACAUGGCCAGGCACGAGAAGAGCGCGCGGCUCGGACAUCGCGAGCAGCAGCGCACGGCGGUGAUGGUGGCGUACGGGGAGCAGUGCCUGUGCGAGCUGGAGCCCGCCUUGCUGUGGGGCCGUGCGGUGAUCCUCAUCGGGGACGAGCUGACGAGCGUCGGGCAGCAGCUCGCUUCCCACGGCGUGCCUGGCUGGUUGUGGCAGGCGAGCGUGCUGAGCGAUUGCGUCCUGGGUGCCGGCUUAGUCGGAUUCGAGCGCAUGUUCGGCCGCUUCUGGGGCUCCCGUGGGGGCCGGCAGGAGCGGAUGUUCCAGAG